AUGCCUCCAACAAUUCCCCAAGAAAACAUUGAAAAUGCUCUAAGGCAUAUCGUACCACACAUAAAACAACAUGUCCAGUCUCAAAAGAGUGAUUCGCGAAAGAAUCCAUUUUUCCUGGGCUUGACUGGCCUCCAAGGCAGUGGGAAGUCUACCUGGACCGACGCCCUGGUACAGUCCCUCACAGAAGUACAUGGCUACAAGACCGUCAAUAUCUCACUCGACGAUCUAUAUCAUGACCAUGAUGAGCUUGUGCGAAUUCGGACAGAAAAUCCAUCCAACAAACUCCUACAGACGCGUGGUCAGCCUGGCACGCAUGAUACCAAGCUCUCGGUCGCAUUUUUCGCCGAUAUGGCUGACAUGAAGACCGACACUUUGAUCCCAUCAUUCGAUAAGAGUCUAUUCAACGGAGAAGGCGGAAGAGCGCCUGAGGAGAAGUGGCAUCGAAUCCCUGCUGGUACCACAAUCGACGUGGUUGUUUUCGAGGGAUGGUGCGUCGGAUUUUCACCCCUUGAUGAGGCGGAUGUUCAGCGGCGAUGGAGCGAAACGGCACAGAAUGGAGAAGAUUCAGUGAAAUACCCUACUGAAACUUUGAAGGAACAUUCAAUUGAGCAUUUACUACGUGUGAAUGACAAUCUGCGUCAAUACUGCGACCUAUUCAUGGGACCGCGUCAUUUCGACUUUCUCGUUCAUCUGGACACCGACGAUCUGGUAAAUGUUUAUGAAUGGCGGGUACAGCAAGAGCAUGCACUUCGUGCGAGGACGAAUAGUGGCAUGACGGAUGAAGAAGUUGUGAAUUUCGUCAAAGGGUAUAUGUCUGCUUAUGAGCUGUAUUUGGAUCAACUGCGAAGGGGGUUCUUCCAACUUGAUGAGUCUUGCAGCGAUAGGGGACAACUCCGAGUGGUUUUGGAUAAACAGAGGAAAGUCAUUGAGAUGUUAAGUCUUUCUUGA
Penicillium manginii is the source of this 948-nucleotide messenger RNA. RefSeq lists its product as uncharacterized. The record is from RefSeq and is a predicted model, not a curated record. Gene Ontology annotation, cellular component: cytoplasm. NCBI's taxonomy places the organism in Eukaryota, Fungi, Ascomycota, Eurotiomycetes, Eurotiales, Aspergillaceae. Bases 1 to 948 code for a protein of 315 amino acids. The transcript has a single exon.